Molecule: messenger RNA, 3120 nt
Organism: Prorocentrum cordatum
Lineage: Eukaryota; Dinophyceae; Prorocentrales; Prorocentraceae
Source: the annotation of a GenBank genome assembly
AUGCAGCCGCCGCAGUCCCAGGCGAGAGAGGCGAGGCGCGGCACGCUGGCCGCGAAGGUGGCCGCUCCCCUGGCCGCGGUGCUGGCCGCCCUGCUGCUGCUGAGACGGGCCGCGCGCCGCGGCGCCGUGCCGCUGGUGGGGGCGCUGGGCGCCGCGCUGCGGUCCUUCCGGGCAGCGGUGUCCGUGCUGCCCGAGGAGAUCAGAGGCCCUCUGAUGGGCACCGUGUACCUGUCCGUGCCGGUGUCGAUUAUGGGCGCCCUCGGGGGCGUCUCCUGGAAGGUCUACGGCAUCGUGCAGACACGCUUGGCGCACGUCGUUGAGAAGCACUGCAAGGUCUCCCUGAGCUUCAGCAACAAGGACAAGCACUACGACUCAGUUGUCGACUACAUCGGCUCUCGCUGCAGCGUCACGACAGGCAAGCUGCUGGCGUCUACGCAGCCACGGUCACAAUUGAGCUUCCAGGAAUUGUUGGCAGGAUGGUUGGGCGGGAAGACAAAGUCCCCCACGCUGUAUUAUCAGCCAGACAUACAGAGCUUCUCCAAUAACUUCUUUUGGACGGACGAGGAGGGAAUCACGCACAAGUUUUGGCUCGAGCGCCACAUCGACAAGCCGCAGCUGCGGACUGGGGAGAGCAGCAAGCAGCGGGACCCAGAGGUCAUCGUCCUUACUCUGUGGUGGACGACUGACCCGAAGCCACUCAAGGAAUUCUUGGCUGCAGCCCUGAAGACCAUGCUUCGAGACGACAGCGAGGGAAAGGUGGAGAUACUAGUGAAGCACCAGUGGUUCCCCAUGUGGUCGAAGGCCGUCUCGAAGGAGAAGCGCGACCGCGACUCCAUCGUCUUGGACGAGAAGCUCGCGGACUCUGUGGUCGAAGACAUGAAGCACUUCUUCACCAAGAAGACGGCCGACUGGUACCACAGCGCUGGCAUCCCCUACCGACGCGGGUACCUCCUCUACGGCCCCCCCGGCUGCGGCAAGACCACGUUUGCGCAGGUGCUGGCGGGCGAGCUGGGGCUUGACGUGUGCUUGAUGAACCUGUCCAACAAGGACAUGAACGACGACGACCUGGCGGAGCUGCUCCGGGCAGCCCCGCCGAGGUCCAUGCUCCUCCUGGAAGACGUGGACGCGAUCUUCGUCGAGAGGGCCGCGAACAGCACCAAGAAGGAGCAGGGCGGCGGGAUCUCCUUCUCGGGCCUCCUCAACGCCCUGGACGGCGCGGCGGCGCAGGAGGGGUGCGUCAUCGUGAUGACGACGAACCACAAGGACCGCCUCGACGAGGCGCUGAUCAGGCCCGGGCGCUGCGACGUGCACGUGCACAUCUCGGAGGAGGGCGUCGCAGGACCAGGCGAGGCGGAUGUUCUACCGGUUCUUCUCGAGGGCCGUGGCCGUGAGGUCCGCGGAUGGCGCCGGGACGGUGACCACCGCAGACCCCCACGGCUUCGCUACGGGGGACGCCGUCAGGUACAAACAAGGCGGGGGCGACCCCCUGGUGGUACAGGGGAGCCGGUGCCUGGAGGACGGCGCCACCCUGUACGCCCGGGCGGCGAGCGGAAGGCAGCUCGAGCUGUGUGCCACCGAGGCGCUGGCCCGCAGCGGGGGCGCGGCCGCAGCGCUGCCGCUCGGGGGCGGCAGGGACACCAAGCUGCAGGCCGUCCCGGAGGCGGCGGCUCGCUUCAGCUCGAGGAGAUACCCGAGGGGCAGGUCAGCAUGGCCAAGCUGCAGGGCUACCUGAUGAAGCAGAAGCUGGCGGCCGAGCAGCACUUCAAGGCGCUCAGGGACAGCGACGCCCUCUCGGGGCCGCUGGCCCAGCUGGACCCAGCCUCGGAGGACUUCAAGCAGCUGUGGGUCGACGAGGUCAACCGGUUCGCGUCGGAAGCGGCGGUGCUGAACGUCCAUGAACUCCUGGACGUGACGGCCGAGGCCGAGGAGGUGAGGACCAGCAUACACGACCACUUCCGGAGGGUGGGCGUCCACCGCUUCGCGCCGAUCUUCGAGCACUUCGGGAUCCGGGAGAAGCGCGACCUGCACCUCCACCCGAACCUCAAGGACCGCAUGGGAAGCUGGCACCCCGACCUCAAGUGCGGGCCCCUGCGGGACCGGCUGGUGGCUCUCUUGGACGGCACCGAGGCCGUGAACAGGCCGUACAACUUGGCGGACUUGUCGUCGCUCCGCGACCGCUUCAUCGAGGCCUUCCAGGACUCGGCGCAGCCCGGGGACGCGCGGCAGGAGGCGCUCCCACGCGGCAGCGUCUCCCCACGGGACGCCGCGCUCUCCGGCGCCGCACCGCCGAGGCUGAAGCUGCUGCGGUCGAGCAGCGGGCUGCGGGAGGAGGAGCAGCUGAACCUGCUGGACAUGGCCCACAAGUUCCAAGAGGCCCUCGAGGACAGGGGCAAGACGGAGGUGUCGCUGUGGCAGCUCGAGGUCCACUUCCGGCGCUACGCGCAGGACCCGGCGGGGGCGCUUGAGAACUGCCGCCGGCUGCUCCGCCCCAGCAGGAGCCGCUCAGCGACAGAGCGACAGCCCCGGUGGAUGACGACCUUUGGCUUCCUGCGCCGACUCGGUCUGGAGAGCCAUGCCUUCGACCUGGAGGACGCGGGCUUCAACAUGUGGCAGGACUGGAAGCACCUCAGCGUAGACGACCUCAAGGGCAAGGCGGGCAUGUCGGACAGAGAGGCCACCCUGUGCCACGCCGUGCUGCAGGCGAACACGGAGAGGCCAGACCUCCUGCACAUGUUCCAGCUCGGGGAGUUCGCCGACAUCGAGGACGCCUUCGCGAAGCGCUUCCCGGAGGCCUCCGCGCAGCAGGCGCGCGAGUUCGCGGCGGCGCUUUCCGACGAGCUCGGCGUCUCGGAGUUCUCCCGGCACCAGAUCCACCAGUCCUCGCGGCCGCCGCGGGGCCGGCGGAGGCGCUGUCGGGGCUGGCGGCGGCGCUGCCGUCGCUGGAGGCCGCGGCCGCCGCGCGGGAGCGGCCCGCGGCGGCGCCGCAGGAGGAGCCGACGGAGUGGGUGCACGGCUGGCUCGCGGAGGCGGGCCUCGCCCACCUCAGCGACGGCUUCCGCGGCCAGGCGCUCUGCACGCGCGAGGAGGUGUUGGCGGCGUCCCUCGACGACAAGCUGUUGA